AUGGCGACCGACACGCAGAACGGCGCGCGCCAAACAAAGGACGAAAAGCAACUGGAGCAAGCCAGGAAACUGAAGAAGAUCCCCUGGUGCGAGCAAUACGAGCGCAUGAUCUCUGGCAUGCUAUAUGACUCUCUCGUCCCCGAGCUCGCAAAAGCCCGCUUCCAAUCCCGCGCCUGGUGCCACCGCUACAACACCUACUUCCCCUCCCCAGACGACCCCGCCGUCAACGACUUCGACUCCCUCCAGAAGCUCCGCGCAACCUGGCUCCGCUCGUUCAUGGGCUCAGUCAAAGACGACGAAGUCUUCAUUGAACCGCCCUUCUUCGCCGACUACGGCUGCAACAUCAUGCUGGGCGAGCGGUUCUACGCCAACUUCAACCUAACCAUCAUCGACGAUGCGCUCGUCACCAUCGGGGAUCGGGUGAUGUUUGGCCCGAAUGUCUCGAUUCUGGCCGCGACGCAUGAGACCGGCAUCCAGAGUCGACGGGAUAAUAUUGAGUAUGCUAAACCGAUUACGAUCGGGGAUGAUUGUUGGCUUGGGGCGAAUGUGGUCGUUCUUCCUGGCGUGGAGAUCGGGAGGGGAUGUACCAUUGGGGCUGGGUCUGUUGUUACGAGGAGUAUCCCGGAGUUUAGUGUUGCUGUGGGGAGUCCGGCGAGGGUUAUCAAGAAGGUGACGCCUCUGGAGUAG
Molecule: messenger RNA, 687 nt
Organism: Monascus purpureus
Lineage: Eukaryota; Fungi; Ascomycota; Eurotiomycetes; Eurotiales; Aspergillaceae
Source: the annotation of a GenBank genome assembly